CAUCAAUCUACUACCACAUACUCUCCGCAUAAGUAACAACUCAGUAUCUAUCUACCCUUUCAAUUCAAUUCAAUUCAAUCAAUUCAUCACAACCAUCACCACCAUGUCCACCCUCGAAGAAAAGAUCUCCGUCUUAUACAACUACUCCGCCUGUGAUGUCUCCGACGCCCUCCUCAAACUCCAACCCGUCCCUCCCAACACCCCACCCCGAGCAGGCUACAUCGCAGACCUAAGUACACCCCCUACCACCACCUACCUACCCAUCACCACCUACCUACCCAUCACCACCUACCUACCCAUCACCACCUAUACUAACAUCAAAACAGCACCCUACUACCCACCCUCCAGCACCCAACCAACAACACCCCCCAAACUAAUCGCCCCAGCCAGCACCCUCCAAUUCAUCCCCAAAUCCGCCCCCACACCCAGCACAUCCAAAGCCAUCCCCCCCUCAACGCACUGGUCCGACCUGACCACACCCUCCACCAUCCUCGUAAUCUCCCAGCCGGCAGACCAGCACUGCGCCGUCGUCGGGGGCAUCAUGGCCCUGCGGAUGAAAGUCCGGGGCGUGCUUGGCGUGGUAGUGGACGGGAGGGUGCGCGAUCGCGCGGAGCUCAAGGCCUCCGGGCUGGGGAUCUGGGCGAAGGGAGGGUCGACAGUGGGGAGUGGGGCGGAGGCGAAGGCGGGGGAGAUGGGUGGGGAGGUGUGUGUUUCGGGGGUGACUGUACGAGAGGGAGACAUCAUCUUCUGCGAUUACGAGGAAGGAGGAGUGGUGGCUAUACCUCGGGAGUUGCUGGAUCGGGUCCUCGAGGUGAUGCCGAAGUUGGUGGGGAUGGAUGAUAAGGUGAAGGAGGCGGUGGAGGGGGGGAUGAGUGUUUUUGAGGCGUUUGGGAGGUUUAGAGGGAAGAUUUAG
Messenger RNA from Aspergillus vadensis CBS 113365, 913 nucleotides. RefSeq names its product RraA-like protein. The transcript is spliced from 3 exons. Lineage: Eukaryota; Fungi; Ascomycota; Eurotiomycetes; Eurotiales; Aspergillaceae. The record is from RefSeq and is a predicted model, not a curated record. The coding region runs from base 104 to 913 and encodes 269 amino acids.